UUCCUGCAUAGAAAGAUGGUCAUCGUGAGACUCAUGCUUACCGUUUCUGCACAGCCCAGAGAGUUCUCGGUGUGUCCGCUCACUUCGAACGAAGAGGUCAACAGCUGGCUCAAACACUUUGAGGUGAAAGCCCCACUCAUCUGCCAGUCGGUGCUUGUAUCUAAAGAUCCUGGACUUGACUUACGUGUGGAGCACACCCACUGCUUCAGUCCUCAUGGAGAAGGUGGUCACUACUACAUCGACACCACACCUGACAGCGUGGAGUACUUGGGCUACUUCGUGCCUGCGGAGUUCAUGUACCGCAUCGACAGGCCCAAAGAGACCCAUGCAGUCGGAAGAGAUUAAACAAGAAUUGCAUGGUGCACUGGUGUUAACGAUGAAAAUCAGGACCACAUAAAUUGUCUUUUUUUUUUUUUUU
Hippocampus comes (tiger tail seahorse) is the source of this 418-nucleotide messenger RNA. Its product is annotated as ester hydrolase C11orf54 homolog. Gene Ontology annotation, molecular function: hydrolase activity, acting on ester bonds; zinc ion binding. The record is from RefSeq and is a predicted model, not a curated record. Lineage: Eukaryota; Metazoa; Chordata; Actinopteri; Syngnathiformes; Syngnathidae. Gene Ontology annotation, cellular component: nucleus. Bases 16 to 345 code for a protein of 109 amino acids. The transcript is spliced from 2 exons.